Messenger RNA from Plasmodium gonderi, 4134 nucleotides. RefSeq lists its product as hypothetical. The coding region runs from base 1 to 4134 and encodes 1377 amino acids. NCBI's taxonomy places the organism in Eukaryota, Apicomplexa, Aconoidasida, Haemosporida, Plasmodiidae. The transcript has a single exon. The record is from RefSeq and is a predicted model, not a curated record.
AUGCAAACCAAAAAAAAAAUAGAAAGUUCCAAAGGAAGAGGGACACAUAACCAAAAUGUUUUGAAGAAGAGUUCCGCAGGCACGAAGAAACAUUCAGAGACAAAUGUAAGACACAUUGAUAAACUAAGAAUUUUAAAUGAAAUAAACAAUCAAGGAAAGAAAAGUACUCUUAUAAAAGAUAUAGAAAAAGUAAAUGAAAGAGAAAGAUUUUUAAAUAAAGCAAAAGAGAAAAAUACAAUGACAGAGAAAAAAAAUAGAAAUAGAAACAAUACUAGGAGAAAUGCACUCAAGCUUAAUGAGGAGAAUAGAAAUAAAAAUAUGAAUGAAAAAGAGAAAAAAAAAAAAAAAAGUGCUCAUUCCAAGGGAAUAAAUAUGGAAAAUUUCCAACUAAAGGAAAGGAAUAAUAGUGCACAAGUAAUAACCAAAAGUAAUAGAAGAACUUGUAAAGGCAGAAAAACAUCCCCGAUAGGAAUGCUUAUGCCACAUGAUGGUAUCCGAGAAGAAAAAAAUAUAUCCAAGUUGAUCCAAGGAUUAAACAAAGAACGAAUAAGCGGAAAAGAAAAAGGUAUAAGUGGAAACAAGGGAGAUACGAAAGACAAUAAAGGCAAUACUUCAUCUAGCAGUGAUGAAAAAAAUAUAAAAAAUUAUCCUAAGAAAAACAAGAUUGAAGAGAAACAAAAUGUGAAAAAUGUAAUGAAAGAAGAAAAGAAGAAGGAAAGCAAUAUUUCUAAUUUAAAAAAACAUAGAAAUACUAAUAAAAAUAAAAAAGAUCAUAUCGAAAUCGAUGAUAGUAAUAUAUACAUUGUAAUAGAUGGUUUAAAUGAAAAUCUAAAUGACAUAAGUGCAAUCAUAAACAAGUUAAAUAUAACAAAUGACACGUACAAUUUUUUGAAAAAUAAUAAAAGUCAUAUGGGAGAAGAAAAAGUGAGGAAUACCAAUUACUCGCUCUUGAGAAAGUCUCGUCGAAUGGGUAUUAAUAGUGCAGCAGAAGUGGACGAAGCGGAGGAAGCAGGGGAAGCAGGGGAAGCAGAGGAGGAUUUUGCGGAUGAUGAAGACGAAGAUGGGGGCGAAGAUGAGGGCGAAGAGGACGCUAGAGAUAAUUGUGUGCAUAAUUAUGGGGACGAUUGUGGGGACGAUUAUGAAGAUGGUGAAGAUGAUGAAGAUGAUGAGGAUGAUGAAGAUGAUGAGGAUGAUGAUGGUGAAGAAGACGAAGGGGACUACGACUUUGAUAAUAAGAGUGUUUCAAUAAGAGGAAUAGGGGAAGACUCAACAAAUGAUGAAUUGGAAGAUAUGGAAAUUAGCAAAAUUUAUGAGUCCUUUAAAUCAGAAAAUACAUAUCCAUCCCCCAUGGAUGCCAAUGUGGAAGAAGCCCAAACACAGGAUGAGAAGGAGAAAGGUCUUAUUGAGGAGAUCUACUGUAGUAAAGAAAAAAAUGAUCAAGAUCGAGGAAAUAAAAAAAACGCAAAGGAAAAUCCAAAUAAUAAAAUGGAGAAAAAAAAUCAGAAAGACGAAUUUGAUCUGAAGGUAGUAGAAACGUUUCUUAUAAAUCACUUCGAUUGUAGCCUAAGUUUGGUAAACAAAAAAAAUAAAGAAAUGAAUAAUGACGAGGUAAGCAGCUUGCGAGAUGCUCAGAACUCAGAUACCAUUUUGUGGAAAGGGGAAAGUGGCUUGAAUAACAAGAAGAUACAGGAAAAUGAAUCGAUGCAUAUGGUAGAGACAGUCCACGGAACAGAUGCAACCAAGAUGGUAGAAUCAUUCCAGAGGGAGGAGGUAACCCAUAUGGUAGAGUCCAUCAAGAGGGCACAAGAAACCCAUAUGGCAGAAGCAAUGGAAGAGAGGCGAAAAAGGAAUGAAGUGUCAACAGUACCAUUUGUGCAGGGAUUGCAAGAGUUGCGACAUUUACAAAAUUUGCGUGAGAAAACCGAAGAAGAAGAAACAGAAGAAAGGAAAAGAAAAAGGAGAAAAAAAUUGGAUGAUAAGGGAAAACAAGAGAAAUUAAAGUUUAACCAGAAAGAAAAAGGAGAUUUGGAAAAUAAACAAUUAGAAAGGUUGUAUAAAAAAAUUAAUAAAGCUGAUAUGAAUAAUCACCACCAAAGAGUGCAAGAAUUUGAAAUGGAUUCAAAUAAGGGAGAUGAAUUUAGUUAUGAGCAAUACAGUAAAAUAUUCAAAUUAAUUUCAAUAUCGAAGGAUAUUUCAAAGUAUAAUAAGAAUAAUAAUAUUAUUUACGACAGCGCUGAUACUGGUGAUGUCGCUUCCUCUGUUGUUUCUGUUGAUAAUGAAAUUAAUGAAAUGAAUUCUGAUCAAAACAUGAACAUCAAUGGAAAAGAAAGGAGAAAAGCGAUUGAAAAAUUUGAUGAAAAUGAAUAUAAGCAAAAGGGGUCUACUAUGAUUCUUUCGCUAAAUGCAGAAUGUGUGAAAACGAAUGCGUAUGAAAAGAAGGGUAAUAAAAAAGGAACAAUAAAAGAUUUUAAAAUGAUAGAAGAACAGGGAGAGGGGAAGGAGGAGAAAAAAAAAAAAUUGAAAAAAAUAUACACCAAUGAAUGGAACGAUAAAAGUGACCCAAGAACCGUUGUAUAUUCGAAUCAAAAGGAUGUUAAUCUUAAUGAACAAUACUACAACCAAGAAAAAGAGAAAAAUUCAAUGAGUAGUAAUUGUCAACAAGAAAGAGGUGAUGUAUCUGGAGGUGUUAACAUUCAAAAUAACAAGAGAAAAAAUUCACAUGAACAACAUACCCUCCACAAGGUAAGUAAAAAAUUAAAAAAGAAAGAAAAUGUGGAUGAUGAGGGUAAUGAUUGCGAAGAUGAUAAUGUUGGUAUAAUUAACAAAAUGGUAGAGUUUGAGAAAAACACACAGGAUCCAAAUAUGGUAAUAAUUGUUGGAGAUAAUAUUAAAGCGUUAGUGAAUAACGAAAUAAAAGAUCAUGCUACUGAAACCAGUAAAGCAGAGUUCGAAAAUGUCAAAUAUGGAACAAAUGAAGAUACAGAUACAGAUACAAGAGGGAUGCAAUGUGUAAGCAACAUAUUCAUGCAGAUCAGUGCUAAAGAAGAGGAAGAAGAAAUUUGCAAAGAAAGCGAAAAAGAUCAACAGAAAAUGAAUUGUGAAGAAGAAAACUUGCCCUCAAUAAAAGAAUGGAAUUGUGAACAAACUCAAACAGACAUUUUGACAAAUCUAUAUGAAAAUACAAGCGGUGAGGGAGAAAAGGAGGAAACUGUUGAAGAGAUGCAAAGUGAUGAUAAGGAGCAACAAGAAGAGGGGUAUUUAGAGGGAGGCAAAGAGAAAUUUGAAGACAAAGUUGUGGAGGUAGCAGAAUCGAGAGACGUGGAGCAUGACCAGGUAGAUGUAGAAAAGGAGGAGGAAGUAUCGGAAAAUGUAGAUGUCAUGGUGGAAAUGGAUGUACAGGAAAGCAAUAGUGUGCUAGAAGACGUGGUAGAAAAGGAAAGCGAGAGUGUAUUGGAAGACGUGGUAGAAGAAGAAAUCAAAGGAGUAACAGGAGAAGCGAAAGAAGUGGAAGACGAAAUUAUUGUUGUAGAGGAAGUAGAUGUAGACAUUGUGCACAUUGGAGAAAUUGACGUAAGCAAAGAAGCAAAGGAAAAGGAGGGCGGGCAUGUAGAAGAAUUCCAACAAGAAAAGAUACACGCUGGUGAAGUGAUAGAAAAAGAGGAGGAAAAAGUGGGAGAAAUAGAAGUGGAAGAAGUAGAAAUGGAAGAAGUAGAAGUGGGAGAAGUAGAAGUGGGAGAAGUAGAAGUGGGAGAAGUAGUAUUGGGAGAAGUAGAAAUGGGAGGAGUAGAAAUGGGAGAAGUAGAAGUGGGAGAAGUAGAAAUGGGAGGAGUAGAAGUGGGAGAAGUAGUAUUGGGAGAAGUAGUAUUGGGAGAAGUAGAAAUGGGAGGAGUAGAAAUGGAAGAAGUAGAAGUGGGAGAAGUAGAAAUGGGAGAAAUAGAAGUGGGAAAAAUAGAAGUGGGAAAAAUAGAAGUGGGAAAAAUAGAAGAAUUCCAGGAAGAAAAGUUACACGCUGGUGAUGUGAUAGAAGAAGUGGAAGAAACGGUAGAAGAGGAAGAAGUGGGAGAAGUAGAAGAAGAAGAGAAGAAAGUAGUGCAAGCAGAAUCAGAUGAGAUUGAAGUAGUGGAAGCAGAAUGA